AUGAAAACUUGGCUUGUCUAUCCCCGUUCUUCCCACAAGGUAGGUGUUUAUUGGCGAGUUGUCUCGCCUCCUCCAUCAAUCGCUAGCCGUGAUUCCUUCGACGCAGAUAUCCCGAAAGAUUCACAGAUACUACUGGACCUAGGCGACAUUUUAUGUGAUCUUACGCCGAGUCAACUAUAG
Colletotrichum tamarilloi is the source of this 180-nucleotide messenger RNA. RefSeq lists its product as uncharacterized. NCBI's taxonomy places the organism in Eukaryota, Fungi, Ascomycota, Sordariomycetes, Glomerellales, Glomerellaceae. Bases 1 to 180 code for a protein of 59 amino acids. The record is from RefSeq and is a predicted model, not a curated record. The transcript has a single exon.